Juglans regia (Persian walnut) is the source of this 755-nucleotide messenger RNA. RefSeq lists its product as uncharacterized. The record is from RefSeq and is a predicted model, not a curated record. Bases 1 to 465 code for a protein of 154 amino acids. Lineage: Eukaryota; Viridiplantae; Streptophyta; Magnoliopsida; Fagales; Juglandaceae. The transcript has 4 exons.
AUGCCGGUGCCGAGAAAGUGCUUUAGUGAAUAUGUCUACAGUUGGAAGUUCAGUGGAAAUGUCAGGGAUAACAAGCCAUUAGACUUUCCCAUUUCCUCUCUUCACCGUAAGCUUCCUCAAGAAGCUAAGAGGAUUUUUCCCUUCUUCAUUCUCUUACCCGUCGGUCCCAAGGCACACGGAGGAGAGAAAACUUCUCUAGUCUCCUUCAUUCACACGAAGAACCCUUCGGCUUCCCCUUUCCCAACCGCGCGACCUCUUCUUCUCCUCAAGCUGAUUCUCCCAUUUCGUAAACCCAGGUUUCCACCGAAAGCCUUCAAGGAAACUUCAUCGUCUUUGAGAUUUUUGGGAUUUCUCUUCCCUUUCGCAUCUGCUGUGUUUCCGUGGCUUGAAAAGGGGAUGAAAUCAGGUAUGAAUGAUGAGGCUGUGGAGCUAGGCACUGCUGAGGAGGGAAGGGUUGAUGCUUAGUACUCCCUGUCUGUUCGGUUUAACGAUGAUGGUUAUAUUUUAUGUUUUAUGAUGGGUCCUAUGUUGGGACGUUUUGUUAGUUGACUUUAAGACAAUAUGUCUUUGGCCUGAUGUAGAUAUUGUGGUAGUAUGAUGGUAAUAGUGUAACUUCUAUAGUGGGGUGAUGGUAACCCCACAUAAGAAGGUUAAACGUAUUUUGGAUUAUGUUGUAGGGACGGAGUCCCCUUUCUAUUGGAACUAGUGAUGUUUUAAGUGAAUGAAUGGUGGACUCUGAGAGUCCUUUGGUAAUA